Molecule: messenger RNA, 4012 nt
Organism: Opisthorchis viverrini
Lineage: Eukaryota; Metazoa; Platyhelminthes; Trematoda; Opisthorchiida; Opisthorchiidae
Exons: 8
Coding region: 166-3858 (1230 amino acids)
Source: RefSeq, a predicted model, not a curated record
UGCCUUUAGGAGGCCAGAAUCCUUUUUCAUUGGUAACACGAGUUUCUUCGUUCUUGUUGGAGUCUCUGGCCCAUGGAAGUGAUUACUAACCACUGCACUGAUUCGCCAGCUCGAACUCAGUCCACACGUGGAUCUGUUUAGGAUUACUACCGAUGUGUACUGACCAUGCAGUCAGACGUCUGCAUGGUACUGUCCCCGUUUUCUGCUAACGGCCAUCCCGCAGCACAAGACCAAACAGUCGUUCCAGACGCGGGCUCAAGAUCCCUCUUAUUACGGUUUUCACAAUGUAUUGUACGAUAUCGUGUCUUCUUUGGCGUUGGCUCCCUUGUCUUCCUUGUGACGUCGGCAGUGACGGCUGCGUUCACUUGCCACUUGCCCGAUCUGAGCGACCCAUCCGCGGAUUUCGUUGCCAUUCAGACGGAUUGGUCGGCUAACGUCCAACAGUUCAAGGCGCUUUUGGCUGAAACUCGGAGUUAUCCUUGGCUUGCAGGAUCAUCGCUAACAAGCCGGCACCGCCGCGGUUUUGAGCAACAAAUGCAGCACUGGUCCAUAAAGCAGCCUGAUCGGGUCACUACUUUGCCAUUGCAUCAAGGGCGCUUUACUGGUUACGGUUCACAAGAGGAACAACUAAACCUUUGUUUCGGAGAGCACUUACUUGCCUGUUGUGACGAUAAUAGAGGGACCGAUUCUCUGUUUAUCUUUUCUGUGAUCCGUACAGCAUCUGUCAUUGAAGCAGACGAUUUGUGGACAACCUAUGAAGGUUACGGCCGAUUGGUGAUGUCAUUGGAUCAAAACCCGAGCCUGAGUGCUCCAUAUAUAGACGUUGGCGAAGUCCCGUUAAACUUUCUCACCAAACCUGGGGCGUUCGAGAGUUUAUGUUCAUUUCAGUCACGCAUUUACGAACUAGACAUUUUCAAGCAAGAAUGUAUACACUCCGUGCACCAAAGACCGGUACGCAACACAACCAGUAAUCAGCCUCAUUGUUGUUCCGCCUGGUCCGUACCGAACAUGGUUGCUGCAUUGCUCGGGCGGUCAUCCUGUUCUCAGGGCAUGUAUCUUCAUGCCUACAACGAACUGGUUUCGGAAACGAUUUUCCGUGAUACGUUCUGGCUGGUGAUCGGUCUCGGCUCGCUAUUGUUCUUGCUGGCUCUGGGCACUGGAACAGUGGUGAUCCCGACUAUAACGCUCAUAGGAAUCGGCUGGUCCCUCCUGGCUGCUUAUGGGCUAUAUAGCCGUGUGCUCUGUGUCCCUCACUUCCCCGUACUCAAUCUCAUGGCUGUCGUGUUGGCUAUCGGACUGGGAGCUGAUGACCUACUGGUCUAUUUUCAGAUUCGGGACAGCGAACUGGUAGAAAUUGAUCAGCUUUUAAGAUCAUGUCUACCGGCCUUUCGGAACAAUACACUCAGGCGCGCUUGUUGGGAUACUUACGGCUCCGAUCCUACUUUACUUUGUCCACUUGUCACCCCGGCCAAUUGUUUGCGGUCCCCGCUAAUUCCACUGAUUCUUGCCACCAGUUUACCAGAUACGGCCGAUUGGAUGUGGCGAACCACUUUGCUCCAGCUUCCAAUACGACGAGCUGACAGUCUGUCACUGUUUUUGGCCCUAGAAGCAGCGUACCGAAGCGGAAACCUGACUUCCGACCUCUCUGUCCCAGUAUACAUUCAAGGCAUGUAUCUUCAUGCCUACAACGAACUGGUUUCGGAAACGAUUUUCCGUGAUACGUUCUGGCUGGUGAUCGGUCUCGGCUCGCUAUUGUUCUUGCUGGCUCUGGGCACUGGAACAGUGGUGAUCCCGACUAUAACGCUCAUAGGAAUCGGCUGGUCCCUCCUGGCUGCUUAUGGGCUAUAUAGCCGUGUGCUCUGUGUCCCUCACUUCCCCGUACUCAAUCUCAUGGCUGUCGUGUUGGCUAUCGGACUGGGAGCUGAUGACCUACUGGUCUAUUUUCAGGUGUGGAAGACAAGUCUUCGGCGGACGCCAAUAUCGAACUCGGUGGAUCGUGAUUUCGAAUCAACCACACUCUCUCCAUGGGUUAAGCCGCGCCGCCCCAGAAACACCUGCCUCAAUGAACCACGCGCCGAUUGUUCGAAGGUUUGCGGCAGUGGAUGCUUUUCAUCCCACGAUCGUUCUACUUCAACCGAUGACAGCAUACUCGCUACCCGACUACAGUUCACCUUGCAUCAUGCUAUACCCUCUAUGGCACUGACAUCCAUCGCCACUGCCCUGGGUCUAUUGAUCAAUUUUCUGUCUUCCAUUGUGGCCGUCCAGCGCUUCGCUUUGUUCUCCUUAUUGAUCGUGUUGUGCAAUUUUGUUUACGUUGUUCUGGUUGCCCCGAUCGUUUUUGUUUUGUUAAGUUCAUUGUGUAUCUCUUCAUCGAACGUCAUUGGUUGUGUGGCUAAUUAUUUUGACACCAUUUCUAGUCACUUCUCAAAUCUAAUCUUACGCGCCCGUUUCUUUUUAUCCUCUCUUUUUCUAAUUGUCGUUACAGUAUGCACUUAUAUUCUACUGUUCAAAAGAAACCUCACUGUACCCUCCGGUGGAGGGAAGACAUCCUUUCUCAGAUCAAAUCAUGUUUUUGAGAGCUUUCUGAACACGUUUACCAACUGGUUCUGGAUGGAGCGCAACUUACACCAAAUAUCUACCCUCAUACCUGUUCAUUUUGUGUGGGGUUUUCAACCGGAAGAUGAUCGUUCUUUUUGGACUUUUAUCCACAAGCAACCUGUCGAAUCGACCCGGUGGAUUCCAGACGAAAAACUCAAUCUGACCUCAACGGCUGCUCGUGAGUGGUUGUUCAAGUUCUGUGAUCGACAUCUUCGUCAAUUGCCUUACUUGUUUAAGUCAACUGAUUUGAACAGUCAGCAUUAUGGUCUUCCAGCGCUUGAGCUCGCACACUUGAACCCCUACCUGGAUGCACCGUUAUGGUGUCCCCUUGGGCGUUUCACCAAUUCUCUUGACAAUUACAUGUUCGCUCAUGCGUGUACAAACGUGAGUAGCCAUUGUUGUCUUGGCUCAACUUCACAAACAAUUCUCUCCCUAUCUCCAUGGCAGUUUCGCCUGUGUCUUGAAGAAUACACAUCAUUUGAACAUCAUAUUUUACCUCGCGAGUUUCAGUCCGGCUUCCGCUUUCCGGCGACCCAUUCUGGCGAGCCACUGGGUCUUAUUGUGUCUGUGCUUACCAAUUUAUCCAUACUGACCAGUACACAUGAUGAACUACGUCAAGGAGUUUAUGAUCUAUCCGCUUGGUUCCUUCAGGCUCUCACCACCGCACCCGAUUAUCUACGUGGUGGUCGUCUUGUAUUUCCUACUCUCGGUCCAUUUGAGGUGGAAAAGAACGUUACAGAGUACGUGUAUUGGAGCAUAUUGGUCACUGUCCUCUUAGCUGCCUUGUUGGUUCUCUUGAGCACCGGCACUCUAUGCCUUGCUGUCAUUGCCCUCGUUAGUCUGUUUGCUUGUCUAGUAACUACUGGACUGAUGUUAGUUAUUAUUGACAAUUGGUCCCUUGGUAUUGUUGAAGGAUUGGUACUUAGCCUCGCAGCCGGACUGGCCAUCGAUCCAUGUCUCCAUCUGGCACUGUCCGUGAAACGAGUUGGUGGACGAUGUUGUUGUGAUACCGGUGUUGGUUGGACAAACAGGUCUGUUCGUACCUCUAUGUGCAUGCUCAAUGCGGCAGUUACUGGUUCCGCUGGGAGUACGGCGAUAGCAGGUUUGUGUAUGAUCGCCUGUCACUUGUCCUGCUAUCACCAGAUUGGUGUAUUUCUCUGUGUUCUGAUGAUAUCGUCAUGGCUAAUGUGUUACGUGAUGUUUGCGAGCAAUUUGGCUUCUUGGUUCAGUAUUUGGGAAUUAUGCCGGAAUAGACACUGACCUUAUCUUCCCACUGCUUUUCAUUGCAUGUACGUGAAGAUGCAUUUUUUCAUUUUUUCGUUGCUUUUGUUUACUUAUCACGUUCAUUUGACACAAGGGCUUCCACUGUUGUUUUGCGUAACAUCUUCCUUUUCUAUAGAUUUAUUGAUUUUCC